Molecule: messenger RNA, 4685 nt
Organism: Thamnophis sirtalis
Lineage: Eukaryota; Metazoa; Chordata; Lepidosauria; Squamata; Natricidae
Gene: ZNF692
Product: zinc finger protein 692
Source: RefSeq, a predicted model, not a curated record
UUCCCCUCUUUUUAUUUUUCUUCCCUCCCGCUACUUCCGCGCGCGCUUCGUGAUCCAAGCGACCCGCUUGCGCUGCAAAUUCCCCUUGGAAGGCGAGAGGAGAAGACCGGAAUGACCGCCGAGAUUUGAUAAGGAAGAAGGCGGAAUUGGUAUUCAUUCCUUGUGUUAGUAGCUCUUUGGUGCGAGUUAAAAUCUUGUCUCCCGAUUAGGAUCGCAGGUUUAACUGCGUCGAUCUCGUUUCCGCGUUAAAUAGAACUCUGACGGUAGACAAAUAAAAGAAUUAUGGAUUCAGUAGAACGUGGUCCUUCAUAGCUAAAAAAACCUCACCUCUCUCUUUAUUGAAAAUAUCUAGUGUAGCUUAUCUUAAGACUAUUAGAUAAAGAUUUUGAGGCUUUUCCACUAUGCUCUGGAACAUCCUUUUCAACCUUCUUGUCUUUUGUUUUAGCUCACUCUUAAUUAAAAAAAGAGGCUGCUGAGGAUUACCAUUAGGCACUUCUUGAAGAUCCGUCAACCUUGCAAAAAAAAGUGGGGUCAGAUAAAUGUAUGGAAGUGAUACUGGUGAAUUUGAAAAAAAUAUUCAGUUUUGCUGCCAUAUCUGCCUAGCACAUAACUCCAAAGAUUUCCAUUUUGCUUGCUCCAAAUGAAUUUUACAUGUGCACCCAAAUAGGAACAUGCUUUUUUUUUAUGUGAUACUAUAAAUAGUUCUCUUCCAUGAGCAAGAGGUGCUCUUAAAUCAGAAUUAUUCCAGUGACAAAAUUCCAAAAUUGGGAUCUACAAUAUGGAACAGAGAUCUUGAUGUUUAUGUGUGGCCAGGAACAUGGGAUAACAUCUUGUCCUCUUCCUCGGCUUAGGUUGCCCAUUGGUCACCUUUUUCUAAGCAGUGGUAUCAUCUAAGGUCUUCUGAUGUUGAAGUCACAGUUGGAAUAUCUACAACCCCUGAAACAGAAGGCAGAACUGUCCAUGCUGGCCAGAGCCCCUGGACUCUUCAACUAUGGCUGGAGACAAAUCUCUCUUUGUGGGCAUGUAAUGUACGUAUGAUCCAGUGGCUAUUCUAUGCAGAUUCCUACUCUGCCCAUCUGUCCAGUUCAGUGAGAUGAUGGAGCAUGGAUGCCAGGGCCGCCAGCGGGCCUCCAAGAUUAUUUGCAAGCAGAAACGUAAAGAGCUGGAUGCCCAACGCAGCAGGAGCCGAAUCUGUAUCGGAAGCCACCUGGAGCAGUGGUGUCAGCUCAAAGAGAAACUGGGUUUUUCUCUCCAUUCCCAGCUGGCUAAAUAUCUGCUUGACAGGUACAGUUCACAUGCUUCAGUAUUGAAAACAGGAUCAGACAGCUCAGUUGCUGAUCCCAUCGCUUUUCCUUCGGAGGCAUUGCAACGUCUGGUUGUCCUUUCUCACAAUCACAGCCAGGAAUGUGGCUUCAUCCCUAAUGUGAAGACUGCUUUGCUGGAGCAGGAGAAAGUCUGCAGCCAGCUGGAAUGGGAGUGUCCAGCUGGUCAUACCUUCACCUGGAGUCCCCCUGCCUCAAAGAUUAGCCCACCACCCUUUGGCCAAACAGUUUCUGAUGGCAGACAGGAGCAAGAGGAGGAAACAAUCACUUCCAAGCGUAGCCCCCCACCCUCCCCGGUCACCAGAUGCCGGCGCUCCCUUCGCAAGGCAGCAGCAGCCCAUGCCAUUUCAUUAGCACUUGCUUCCAACUCGCCCUGUCCUGUGGAUGAGCCAGAACCAUCUUUCCAAGAGGAGGAGGAAUGUGGAACAGACAGAGAGAGGACCACGUGUAUGUCUCCUCCCAGUGGCACAGGUCUGGACAAGGAGACAGAAUUACUGUGCAAUACAAAUUCAGAUGAAACAGAAGCUGCACCAGAUGAAAUUCCAGGGAGCACUGAAGCUCCGGGACCUGAAAGGAUUUUAACUCUACCAGGGGAGACACCAGAAUCAGUGUCUGGUCCACCAGAGGAGGAGGAAGCAGAAGAUUUCACAGAGGAAGAUAACAUGAUAUACAUAGACGACCUGCGAGAUGAAAAUUAUCAGCCUUCCUUGGAUAGCUGCAAGAAGCAGGCACAGCCAGGAGAUGAAGACGUGUCCCAAAUUGGUCCUAAGAGAAUCAGGAAGGCAGCCAAGCGAGAGAUUCUCCUUUGUGACUAUGACGGUUGUGGGAAAAUUUUCUCCAAUCGCCAAUACUUGAAUCACCACAAGAAAUACCAGCAUGUUCACCAAAAGACCUUUACCUGCUCUGAUCCAAGCUGUGGCAAAUCCUUCAACUUCAAGAAACAUCUCAAGGAACAUGAGAAACUGCACAGCGAUAAAAAGGACUACAUAUGUGAGUUCUGCGCCCGCUUCUUCCGAACAAGCAGUAAUUUAAUUAUCCACAGGCGGAUCCACACCGGAGAAAAACCCCUACAGUGUGAGAUCUGUGGUUUCACCUGCCGCCAAAAAGCGUCCUUGAACUGGCACAUGAAAAAGCAUGAUGCCGACUCCUUCUACCAGUUCUCCUGCGAUGUUUGUGGCAAGAAGUUUGAGAAGAAGGACAAUGUCACUGCACACAAGAGUAAGAGCCAUCCUGAGGGGGCCACUGGGCCUCCCCCACCAGCACAGGACCCUCCCCCUCUGAGCUCUCCACUCGCAGCAGAGCCAAUGGCAAACCCGGUUCAGGAUCAGCCGUGUGACAUGGGGGGAAAGGUGGAGCCUCCUGCCCUUGCAAUUACCGUCCUCAUCGAAUAGCGGACCGAGCAGAAGGAGAAAAAGCAAUAGUAGAGAGAAUUCCUGACCUUUCCUGCAGGCCAGUUGCAUUACGUCAGCCGGUUGCAAAAUCAGCAAAGACACAUGGGCCCUAGCCCCUUAAAACAAGGUCCCACCAAUCACAAUCUUUCGCUCAGCUCUUCUGGGCUCGGCUCUGGAAUAAAAGGACAAUCUUGGCAUUCUGCCUUGCCUGGCUCCAGAAUGUCUAGUGGUGGGACAUGCCUUGACAGUCAGUUUGAUGUGUUUUCCUUCCAUCUGUGGGUGAAAAAGUACACUGGUUUACUUGGCUCUGUUUACACAGCUGAUCUCUCUCGUGCCACGAAUGAGACCAGUGAGUGGUGCUGUCCUAACGGUUUAUUGCAGGGCAAGUUAAGUUGAAGAAUCGGGAUUUCUCAGCCAGUGGAAAAAACAUUGGCCGCAUCAAUUAUGCCUUUGAAUAUGGGAUGGUGCUAGAGCUGGGGGGCAGGAGACAAGUUUGGACAAAUGGGUAUAUCAGUAAGUUUAGCCUUCUAUCCGCAACUUUCAGUGUACCAGUAAGUACUGUUCUACAGGUCUUGGGACAAUCUGCUUGUGAGACUGUAGCAGAGCCAUCUCCAUGUCUGGAUAUUUGUUUUACAUAGUUUGACAGGUAAGCUGCUCCCCAGAAUCCUCUGAUCAGUAUAUUUGACCCUCGGUAUGGUGAUGUACCUAUCAGAACUCUGUAAAAAUAAAUAUCCUGGCCAGGAGGUCACUGCGACAUCUCUCAGAAGGAUAGAGGCAUGGGGGCAUUUGCUUCUCCACAGAUCUGAUCAGCAGUUUGGUCCUGUCAUCAUGUCAGCCCAACAGCACAAAAUGAAAUGGCCAUGGAAGGACAUUGGCAGGUCUAUAGCAACCAAAAUCAGUCAAUAAGGACACAAAAUGGGACAUUAUAACAAGGUUCAGGGGUGUCUAUGGGGAUUCUCAGUCAUCCAGGUCAUGGUUGUCUCAAAGGUGCUUUUUCAAGAGGCAACUGGACUUUCUGGAAACCAUAAAGUCCAGUUGUAUCUUGAAAAAGCACCUUCGGGACAAGGCUCAGGGACGAGAACAAAGCUGCAUCAUUCAAUCUGGCCAAAGACCAAGGAGGAAGGAAGAUCUCUUUGAGUCAAAGUAGGGAAUGUUUGUGGAUAUUCUUGUGGCCCAAUCAGAAUCUUUCGGAAGCCUAUCCUUUGUGGCAAUUGGCUACCAAACCUUUUAUGUAGAUUGUGAGUGUAAAGGGAAAGGCUACAGAGACAUGGAGAACAGCUAACUGACGUAAACACAAGUGCAGUCCUGACUUUACACAGCCUGGUCAGGCAGUGAUUGUGGAAUAUAUGGAGGGAUCUGCUAUAGCUUCUGGGAACAAUCUUUUGCAGCCUGCAUAAACAAUGCAAUUUUUAUAUGCGGGGCAAUGGAGGUACUGUAUGCAUAUUUUAUGCCAUUAUGUUUUGCUAACCAUGAUGAUCGACUUUGCCAGGUGCAAAAUAUUGUGUCAAGUAUUUAAGUCUUAGCCCUGGCUACUUGAAAUAGAAUGUAUGAACUUCUGACAGCCACAUGGCAUCAUUCAUGAACAUUGAAGCCUAUGGCUGCAUUUAAAGAAAGGUUACAAGGGAUUUUUUAAUAUACUUUUAAAGUGGAAACUGGGUUCCUUGGAAGGCCAUAUUCCACGGACAAUUUCAUACGCUACUAUUUUUCUAUUUGUAUGUCACUAUUAAAUGCACAUUGUAUUGAUUAACUUUCCACUCUUGUCUAGCCAGCCCAGAUUUUAAAUUGCAAUAACAGCCAUUAGUAGGAAUAGUUUUUGCUGUUGUGCUCCACAGAGCCAGAACGAUGUUUCAUAUUUGCCAAGCAGGGCUGCACUUCCCUGCUUCUGGAAACAGGAUGUUGCCAGGCAGAAAAAAAUUAAGUCAAACCAGGAAUCAGAAAAAUACCGUAUGUUUGGAGUAUAAGGCACAUCUUU